This is a messenger RNA of Hippocampus zosterae (dwarf seahorse), 2039 nucleotides long. Its product is annotated as SH2 domain-containing adapter protein F-like. The transcript has 8 exons. Lineage: Eukaryota; Metazoa; Chordata; Actinopteri; Syngnathiformes; Syngnathidae. Bases 214 to 1461 code for a protein of 415 amino acids. The record is from RefSeq and is a predicted model, not a curated record. Gene Ontology annotation, molecular function: phosphotyrosine residue binding.
GGGCCGUGUUGUCGGUCUCCACAAGGGACCGCUGUGACCGCCAGGCUAACGUUAGCUUGCUUGCUAACCGUACGCCCACCAUAAACAAGUGCUGCGGACCCUACGAAUCUUGCCGUUUCUAACUUAAAAGCGUCCCAAAAGAAACCGCGGAUGGAAGAGCUGGGCCGUGUAAAAUAAACGGAGAGCAGCCGUUAACGGGAAGAAGGAGGAUCCAUGGCAAAGUGGCUGAAGGACUACCUAAACUUUGGUAACCGGCGUGACCCCCCGCAACCCCCGAGACCCGACUACAGCGAUAGUGAGAUCCUACGGGCCUACCGUGCUCAAAAGGAGCUGGACUUUGAGGAUCCGUACCAGUGCUCGGACAAGGAGCACCAAAAUGGCGGCGGCUACGGAGGCGUGGAUGUAAGCCUGCCUCCAUUCCCUGCCUUUUGCCCCAGCCUGUCUCCUGGCGCAGAGGUGAAAUUGUUGUCUCCCAAACACAGACUCAUUAAAGUGGAGUCUCAGGAGUUUGACCAUUGUAAGAUUCCCCUGAGUCCUGUCACUGUUCAAGAGGAGCCCGUGCUGCCCUCCGCCCCGGUAGCACCGGACGCCGACACGGACUACUCGGACCCCUUCGACGCCCGCCCAGACGCAAAAACGCAGACCGGCUCGGAGCACAAAUCGACACCGUCAGACAGCUGUAGCUACAUGGAGCCUUUUGAGGCUCAGCAGAUUAUUUCAGAAAUGCAGCGCAACAAGUGCACGAGCGCCGGUGGCAGCCAGCUAUACGACAGCCCGUAUGAGGAAAGGAGCCGCCAGCAGGGCCGCGUGGCUCCGACGGCACCGACGCAGCAGCAUCAACGCCACCGCAGGCUCGACGGCGCACUUACGCCCGUGGAUGAUCGGGAGAGCCGACUGCCCCAGAAUGACGAAAGGCCAGCUGACGAGUACGACCAGCCGUGGGAGUGGAAGAAGGACGACAUCUCCAAAGCGCUCGCCGUUCAGUUCAAGGGAGCGGAGCGGGAGCGCGAGCGCGUCCAAACAGAGCCCAGUAGGCUCGCGAAUGCAGCGGCGGCGGCGGCGGGGGCGGACUCCAACACCCUGCGUCUGGUUUGUGACGCGCUUCCCCUCUUCGGAGAGAGAGUAGACCCCUUCCUGCCGCUAGAAAAACAAGUGUGGUACCAUGGAGCCCUAAACCGCUCCGAGGCAGAGACUCUGCUGACCCUGUGUAAGGAGAGCUCCUACCUCGUGAGGAACAGCCAGACCUCCUGCAACGACUUUUCUCUCUCGCUCAGGAGUUGCAAGGGCUUCAUGCACAUGAAGUUCACGCGCUCCGCCGACGGCUGCUUUGUGCUGGGUGAGAACAGCCCGCCCUUUGCCACUAUCCCGGAGGUCAUCCACUACUAUAGCACACACAAACUGCCAAUCCGAGGGGCGGAGCACAUGUCCCUGCUGUAUCCCGUCAUCGUGCAGACGCUCUGACGGGGCGCAGCCGGAAACUCUGCGUGUGCCAAAUUUCAUGGCAGCUCAAAUCCAGACUGGUGCCUCAAGAACAUGGACUCCAAGGCCAACAGCUCAGCGCCGAACUGGAACAUUUUAAAGGAUUUUCUUGAACUGUUUAUGCAUAUCGCUGGUGUCGGGGCGCAACCUCCUACAUCACAAUUUGGUUAAUGUCACAUUGUUCCGCAAAUUUCUACCCAUCAGUCAGUUCAUAUGUGUGGGUGUUAUUUUUAACCAAUCUCAAGCAUUGAUGAUGCAAUGUUAAGGAUUGAACACACAUUUGUUUUAAGGAUUCUCCUGGAAAGUGAGGAUUUUGACAUUAGGAGGAUUUUGCCCAAUGUCAGCGUUAUAUCAGUCAAUUGUAGAUUCAAGUUUCCUGUCGCCUGUAAGUUUAGGUGUUGGUGACCCAUUUAGUGGAUGACUCGAGCAGCUUGCAAUGUCUCCUCAAAUCCAGAACAGCUUUAGAGACACUCGAGGCACAUCAAAAGUGUGCGUUCGUCAUCCAAAUGUAGCUUUGAUCUGUUUUCUAAGAUUUGAAAAUAAAGUUCUGUUUUUAACUU